Molecule: messenger RNA, 1460 nt
Organism: Suillus paluster
Lineage: Eukaryota; Fungi; Basidiomycota; Agaricomycetes; Boletales; Suillaceae
Exons: 2
Coding region: 256-1410 (384 amino acids)
Source: RefSeq, a predicted model, not a curated record
AUCGAUCAUCUUCUACAGCACCACAUUCAGGGUAAUUGUAGAAGCCCACAUCCCACGCACAAGUAGUAUGGCAUAGCGAAAUAGAUUUUUAUUUAUGUAGCAAAUCCGUACUUCUUCAUGUCACAGUGCACAUCACUGGUACGUAGCACCAAGUUCGUGCAUGUUAUUCUGGCUUUAACUUUAAUGGCACGAUGGGCGCUUAUGGGGACGGGAGCACUUUAAACACAACCUUCAUCAUCUAGCCUGUCAUCCUCAAUGGUUCGUGAAUGCAAUGCGUGUAUCGAGCCCUCCAGCAAGCUUAAGCGCUGCUCUGGUUGUCACAAAGUCUGGUACUGCUCUAUCACUUGCCAAAAGUCUGAUUGGGUACGGCACAUCUUUGCCUGCAAACCCCGUCGCCCCAUCAACACCGCAGACCACCUAGCACUCGCAGUCAGAAAUGACCUUCUACCGCACGAUCCACAGACUUGCAAGGAUUAUGGGUUUGACCGUGCCCUCACGGCGGAGAAUAACAGCAAACUUUUCGGCUUGUAUAUUGGGUUGAUAGAACGCAUGGAUAUUCCUGCAAAGACCAUCAAUGAUUGGCGAGUCAGGGGUGUGCUUGUAGAAGAGAUCAAAGCAGCAUACUCCCAGAUUCCCGCUCAGUCCAGAGGCGGUUACUUUCCUUGGUUCCUGCAGAACCAACACCUCCUUACUACGUCUCCUCAGGCUGCUACCGACAGCCAGUUGAAUGACGAACGCGAUAUCAUGAUUCGGCGCGCAUGGCACUUCACUGGAGGCGCAGAGACCGACUCGCCGGAGGACAUAAGAACCAGCAUAGCUAGGAUGCCCCGGGACAAACGGAUGUGCCAUUUGUUCUAUGAAUUGCUCUUGAGUAAAUGGUACCCUGCACCGUUCCAUAGCCUCUGGAUACCCUUUGGGUUCUGCUCAUGCGCCAACGAAGCGGAGGAGAUGUGUCUGGGUAGACUUUACCAGGGCCUCAUUACCAAAUGCACAUUCGACGAAUUUUGUGACGCCUUCUCCUCCGCACGUAUCCUUAAUCUCUUCCAUGAGAAGGGAAUUUCCGUAAACGUUCGAAACCUUGGGGACGCCCUGCAGGGCCAUAAUACGAACAAGUCUGUCUGGAGCCUCAAGCAGUUUGCCAUCCGGACUGAUGAAGAGAACGCGAAGGCUGCAGUUAGAUCUCCCUUUGCGUUCGAUUAUGGGUUCAUGAAUUGCAGGAAUGAUUCUGAGAAACAGGCGCUGAAGAAAGUUUAUAGGACAUUUUUCGAGCGCCGUGAUGCGGAUCCGCUGGCGCUGCACGAUGCUGCCAUUCACGGGAACAUUUUCGGGUAUAUUAGGAGCUUGAUGAAGUUGAACGCAAAGUACGAGCGGCUGAUGAAAAAUCCGUACCCCCUGCCCGACGUUGAAUGAUUUGACUUCACAUUAGUGCUACUUACCAUCUUCCAAUCCUCUCGCGAAGU